Podospora pseudopauciseta is the source of this 3796-nucleotide messenger RNA. RefSeq lists its product as uncharacterized. Bases 1964 to 3796 code for a protein of 610 amino acids. NCBI's taxonomy places the organism in Eukaryota, Fungi, Ascomycota, Sordariomycetes, Sordariales, Podosporaceae. The record is from RefSeq and is a predicted model, not a curated record. The transcript is spliced from 6 exons.
GGGUCUUGUCUUGACUGUCAUGUCAUGAAAAUGACGGACAGGAGGCCCCUCUCACAGAGCCCGGGAAGGGGGGCCGAAGCCGCAUAGGCUACCCGAUACAUGGAUAUCAAGCCACUGCAACGCCCCGCAAACAAAGAUGCCGGUGUGGCUGCCAGUCAUCCAAACGACAGCAAGCAAUCAAGCUAUCAUCCUCAGGGCUGCGUUAGGCUAGAGACAGGAGCAUGUCAGAUCUGACAAGCGCCAGCGUCCGGAUGCUUCCGUGGUGGCUGCGGCGUAGAGGGUGCGAACCAGGGGGCUGUCAACAAGCGUCCACUGAAGCCCAAUCGGGACACCAUGACAAACCGAGAAGCCAAGACGUCGUAUCUUUUUUCGGGCCUCAAACGAAAGCAUCAAGAGCAGUCCAGUCAUGAAGUAGUAUGAGCUCGGGGAUGUGGCGGUAAAUCUGCACCUUUCCGCCCCGAAACAACGGUUUCCUGCGGCUCGAGCCGCCCCCUGGCCCAAGCGCGAUAAUCAGCGAUGUUUUCACUGAGAGCACAGCAGGUACAACGCAUGCGCAUCGUAAAAGUAGAGGGGAGCGUGCGGUGCCCGGGUGGUUGGUGUGGUGUGCUUGGUACGCUGGGUGGUCUCCGUGGUCUGUGUCGUGUACUGGUGCUGGUGCGAUUGGGUUGGCUCGUGGGGAAGGUGGAUGUAAUGGCGAGGGACAUCGGAGAAGGUGGUCCAGCCGUCGUACGUCUCCUGUCCACAACGGCUUGUGCUUGUGCUGCGCGGAGAAGCUAAUUCAGACGAUCGUCUUCGAAAACCGUGGUCGAGGCCCUGAAUAGCUGAGCGUCUUCCUGCUUCCUAUUUUCAUCCUCCAACGGCAGCUUAGUUCGGGCUGCGAGAUGGCUGUUCCCCACGAUCGGCGACAUCCUGGGCGCAUGCUGCUGUCGGUCGGCCUUUGAGCGUCAAGCGUGUCCAUUUUCGUUGCAACCACUGCAGUCGCGCCAUGCUGUACGACUGGAUCGCGACAAGAAGGGGAAAGAGAGAGCCUGGGACUCGCUGUGUUGGCAUCACCACAAGGCUGACGCUCCUGUCGAGCACGCAUGAACUAGCCCAAUCAACACGCUGUGCAUCACGCUGCUGCGACCAGUUCUGGUGCAAAAACCGCCGUGAUUAGCCCGCUGGACAGGUCGGGUCCGAGUCUACGUCUUCCGAAUAAGCCUCACGACGAAAGCUCCGAAUGAUGCCCGCGGUCGAGAAUGGGCAGGCGCACCCGCUGCUUUUUGUUUCCCCCGUCCCAGUUUCGGGUGUGGACACGAGCCCGUAUCAGGGCAGUGACGAUUCUCGAAGGCCGGAUCAUUGACUUUCGAUGGAAGGAAACAUCCUCUUCCCUUAGAUCGCCCUUUGCGAUCAGGGAACGAGAGAAAAUCGGACUGGCAAAGGCCGGUCGACCGGGAUUCCGCUUUCUCGGUUAGAUUUGCCAAACUGGAGAAGGUCCUCUGCGAUUCUUCGAGAAGGCCGGUUGACAGGGCCAUUCCAGGCCCCGGUUUGGGGGGAGGGGCCGCCAGCCAUGGAAAUGUUGGCAGAGAGCGUGUGUCACCGGCGGCUGGGAACCUUGGAAGGCGAUCGGGGGGAUCGAGGGUAGACCGGGCGGUUGAGAGAAGGUGGGCGGCGUCAAGCACGGUCUGGACAGGUAUCAUCCAUAUUCUCCGCAUGGGUCACCGAGGGAGAGAUAUGCAGGGACUCGUUCAGUCAUGUUGGGCAAGAAAGUGGCUGGCCGUCGCGCGCUCGCUGGUCAAUUUCGGCACACCGCAGUCAGAUAUUUCAUGGUGUGUGUUGUGUGUGCUUUAUGCUGUUGGAGAUAGAAAUGCCAUCCAGAAGGCUACGGGCGUAAGAGAUGAAAAGGGAGGCAGGAGGCAUAAGGCAUGAGUUGAGUUGUCGUUGAGAUAAGAUCUGAAAUCUGGGGAACACCCAUGAGGAGGAGAUGUUGGAGCGGAAGCCUUCCCCGAACCUUGGCGUGUUCAGGGCAGUGGUGCACAGGCCACAUUGGAGCGGGGUUAGGGGUGUGAGGGCCCAAAAACAACAGAAGGGGAUGCGCUGUAAAGUCAACAGAAACACCAAAACGCCACAUAUCACCACGACUCGACUCGUGGAUGCAGGAUUUUGCUUUGAGCUGCUGCUGUGUCUCUCUGCCCGCAAACCUAUCCCUGUCCCGAUGGACCCUGAAUUUCUCGUCAAAUUGCUGAGGGCGUACGACGCGUCAUUCGAUGCAGCGGCGGUGAGGGCCGCCUUCAACGGCUCAUCCACGGGCAACCAGUUUGUGCAGUGGGCAACAUCCCAUCUCACCCCGGACACUCUCCUCACCCCGGACGAAUUUGCCCAAUAUGCUGCACUGGAGAAGGCCGGCAUUGUCGACAAGCUGGCAUCAUCCUCGGAUCUGGCUGCUGUUCAGGGACUCACGGAUGAGAAUGUCAGAGACGCCAUCGAACAGCUGGACAGGUCUACCCAAGCCAUCACCAAGCAGACCGAGACCCUGAAGCAGCAGCGUGAGGCCCUUGACCGCCUCGUGGCUGCGGAUCGCCAGACUCGCCAGGAAAGACGGGUGUUUGAGUCGGAGCAAGACCGAAAAUAUGAGUCCCAACGUAGGGAUCUUACUCUGGCUGUUGAAGAGCUGUCUCAGUCCCUGGAUUCUCAACUUCUCGAGUUGGAACAGCAAACCACAGGGGCCGGCCCGGCCAUCCAGCAAACCGUCGACACCCUGUUCCGCUCAGACGAUAAGCUCCUGGCAAGCCUCCAGAAACUGGGAUGGGAACUGGAUACAAAAGACCCUGAAGAGCAAAAUCAUGUCGUCAUGCUGCGUGAAACAUGUGCGAGGGACUCACGCGAGGGCAGGCUGAUCAAGUGUACUGUGGAGGGCGUCCGGACGAGACUCGAUCGUAUCUAUCUUGAGACCUUGGAGAAGAAUUCAGGGUCCAGCAGCCGAGUCUCACCUGGAGAAGUCUCUUCCCUGCAGGAGGAGGUCGAAUCCCUCUACUCCGAGAUCCUGCCUGUUGCACAGAUGUCUGUCGAGCAGCAGUUUCUCGAGCCGGCGCUGAAGAAGGUGGAGGCCAAGAAUGGCCAGGAGCAAGCAAAGUCGAAACAGGCAACUGGAUAUGUUCACGACUGUCUCGACUACCUCCUCGAUCAUGUGCAAGAUUUAAGCGCACGCCUAGAGGCGUUCAAGGCUUACCAACUCGCGGCCGAUUCUCUCCUCGAGAUAGCCCAGUCAGAGGUUGCCACCAAGGUCGCACUCGCAACACCGCGUUCACGCCGUCCGACCGUUAGUCAACGCGGUGUGAUGGAUUCUCCCGUUCGUCCUCGGCCCAGACAUGCGCGACGCUCUUCUGGGAUGGGCGGUGCUAUGGAAGAGUCGCCACUGGACGAGAUAUUGCGAUCGCUUGCUAUCAGUUUACCCCACGAGGAAGAGGGGACACCUGACUUCCCAGCUCGGGCAAGGGAGUUGGCCAGUAUUCUCGCCGAAAGGCGCAGCAAGACUGAGGAUAUUGCCAAGAACGUACAAGAAUCGUUCGAUUACACGGCCACCAGACAGAUUGCUGAUGGAAAGGUUGCCAUCCAACUCAUUCGUGACUCGAUCCUGGCGGAGAGCCCCUUUGGACAUGUUCGACUGGUGGACCCCGAGAUCGAGAGCUCGAUCGAUGUGCUCUCUCAGGAACUGGAAAAGAUUCGCCAAGAGAAGGAAGGGCUCGACAACAGCAUGGCCAAACUCAGGGCCAGAAGCGCAAAGAAGGAUGAACUCAUCGCUCGUUGGGGUUCGUGA